This is a messenger RNA of Cucurbita maxima (winter squash), 1273 nucleotides long. RefSeq names its product bZIP transcription factor 44-like. The record is from RefSeq and is a predicted model, not a curated record. Gene Ontology annotation, molecular function: transcription cis-regulatory region binding; DNA-binding transcription factor activity. Gene Ontology annotation, biological process: positive regulation of DNA-templated transcription. Gene Ontology annotation, cellular component: nucleus. The transcript has a single exon. Bases 513 to 1001 code for a protein of 162 amino acids. NCBI's taxonomy places the organism in Eukaryota, Viridiplantae, Streptophyta, Magnoliopsida, Cucurbitales, Cucurbitaceae.
UUUUCUGGCAUUUUCCAUUAUUUUCUCUUCUAUAAAUUCAUCCUUUUCCUACCUUACUCAACCUCCUCCUUUUCUCUUCGCCGCUCAUUCUCUCGCCGCCACAAUCGCCGGAUUUCCGCCGUUGUCGGAAUUUCAUCCCCAUCCUUUGUAAAUGCUCAAUCUCUUGAUGUUCUUGAUGUUUCAGAUUCAUGUCUGCGAUUCUCAGUGAAAUUCUCCGUUCUGGUUUUAUGAUAAAUUCUUCUCUCCGCCGCCGUACGCAUCUUGUUCAAUCUUUCUCUGUAGUCUUCUUGUACUGGUUCUACGUAUUCUCAUGAACUUCCUUCAUUCCUCACCCUAAGAUUAGCGCGAUUACACCAGAUCGAUUGCCGAUUUGAGAUACUUAAUUUCUUUGUGUUGUUAUCAUCGUCGUUCCGGUUUAGGUUUUCGCUUUCUGUGGUAGAUUAGAUCAUCUGUAAUCGAUAAUCUUUGUAUUGUGCUCUGCUGUAAAUUUAGUUGUUAUCAUCUCCAUCUCUAUGGCUUCUGCAAGUGGAAAUUCCUCUGGUUCCACUAGGCUUCAAAACUCAGGCUCCGAAGAGGAUUUGCAGGUUCUUAUGGAUCUGAGGAAACGGAAAAGAAUGCAAUCGAAUCGCGAAUCGGCGAGACGAUCUCGGAUGAGGAAGCAACAGCAUCUGGACGAAUUGAUGGCGCAGGUGGCUCAAUUAAGGAAGGAUAACGCUCAGAUUCUUUCCAAUAUCAACGUUACUUCGCAGCUUUAUACGAACGUGGAUGCCGAGAACUCGGUUCUGAGAGCUCAAAUGGCCGAACUGACGCAGAGAUUGCAAUCACUCGAGGAGAUCGCUAAUUUCAUCAACACCGGCGGCAGCAAUGGCGGAUUUGGAGAAACAGAGGAGGAAGCAUUUCAGAUUCAGACAAAUGUGGCCGCCGAUAGCUUCAUGAGCCCAAUGAAUUUCCAGUAUGUCAACCAGCCAAUCAUGGCCGCUGCUGAUAUCUUCCAUUAUUGAAUUCUAAAGCUUAAAUUUCUUGAUCUGAUCUGUGUGCUGGAAAAAUGUGGAUCGAUCUUCUGGUGAUUUCCCUAGGGUAAUUGGAACAAUCUUAAUCAGAUUCAGAUGUGCUGAGGGGAGCAGAAAUGUGGUCUGAAUUGAAAUUAUUUUUGUAAAAGGGGGCCUUUCUGCAACCCUCAUCAAACUCAUUCCUCUUUUAAGUAUAAACUCUUAAUUUACUCCUUGAUUCUUUUUUUAUUAUUCCCUUUUAAACAUGAUUGGAGGUUGGAACC